This is a messenger RNA of Colletotrichum karsti, 789 nucleotides long. RefSeq lists its product as uncharacterized. The transcript is spliced from 3 exons. Gene Ontology annotation, cellular component: EMC complex; membrane. The record is from RefSeq and is a predicted model, not a curated record. NCBI's taxonomy places the organism in Eukaryota, Fungi, Ascomycota, Sordariomycetes, Glomerellales, Glomerellaceae. The coding region runs from base 1 to 789 and encodes 262 amino acids. Gene Ontology annotation, biological process: protein folding in endoplasmic reticulum.
AUGGCCCAAGUUCCGGUGCAGACGAUCCAUCGGGAUCCCCAGUUGUUCUACUGGAUUCUAUUCCCGAUUACGGUGGUCAUGAUCUUGACCGGUAUCUUGCGACACUAUGCCAGCGUUCUCCUCGCAACCCCGCCCAAGAAGCUCGAAAAGCCUGCUCUGCGUGAGCAACGCGCCAUGAUGCAUGGCGUCGGCGUGCGAACCAACCACCAUGUCCUGUCCAAGAAGUCGUUCGAGGCGCGCCGCGAUGUGCUCGUCGCCGCUUACGAAUCCGGAGCCUACCUCAAGAACCCGGACCAGAAGGGCCAGCCUCCGGCGAACCCGCUUACGGACCCGGGCGCGAUGGACGGCAUGAUGGGCAUGAUGAAGAACAACAUGGCCAUGAUCAUUCCCAACACGCUCAUCAUGAGCUGGAUCAACGCUUUCUUCAGCGGAUACGUCAUCAUGAAGCUGCCGUUCCCAAUUACGAUCAAGUUCAAGAGCAUGCUGCAGGCAGGUGUUGCCACGAAGGACAUGGAUCCCCGAUGGAUGUCCAGCAUCAGCUGGUACUUCCUGUGUAUCUUCGGUCUGCAGUCUGUCUUCAACUUCAUCCUUGGAAGCGACAACGCCGCCAGCCAGAUGGCCCAGCAGAUGGGACAGAUGGGAGGUGCCCAAGCCGCUCCUCAGAUGUUUGGACCUGGUGUCGACCCCGACAAGCAAUUCAAGGGCGAGGCCGAGAACAUUGCUGUCGUUGAGCACUACUCUGUUCUGGAUGAUGUGGAGCAGAGACUGCUGUCGGGUAUCAAGUCAUAG